Messenger RNA from Corythoichthys intestinalis (scribbled pipefish), 1133 nucleotides. It is a transcript of the gene cd164l2, whose product is annotated as CD164 sialomucin-like 2. The transcript has 6 exons. The coding region runs from base 381 to 845 and encodes 154 amino acids. The record is from RefSeq and is a predicted model, not a curated record. NCBI's taxonomy places the organism in Eukaryota, Metazoa, Chordata, Actinopteri, Syngnathiformes, Syngnathidae.
UGGUGAUUCCAUACUUUUUGCUAGGGGUUCUAUAUUACAGCUCCGCACAUCAUCUUACCUUUCUGGUUUGCCUUCCCCUCACCCAACCAGGCCCAUUUUACGCCCGCAAACUGGCCCCCUUAGAGGCCCGGGUGCGGUCGCCCCCCCUCACCCCCUAAGUUCCGCCACUGUGUUUACGUAUGUGUUUCAGGUGAUCUGAGGUGGGUCUUUAUGGUUGCCUGGUGACCAAGUUUAGAUCACAUUACACACACACACUCUGUCUCUCAUCUUGCAUUCAUUGUAUCGCCACUCUUCAGCACUCAGCCUCCUGGAGUACUUUUGACUAUUCAUCGUUUUUUUUCACUUUAUUCAUUAUUUGUAUCAGUAUAGUUUUAUCUGGGAUGCAGAAUCUGUCAGUAAAGAUGUUUGUCUGCGCGGCGCUACUGCUGGCGUCAGCAUCCUAUGUGCACUCGCAAACAGAUUGUACUCAAGCUCAGUCGUGCGACUUGUGCGUCGGUGACUCCAUGCUAAACUUGACCGGCUGCGUCUGGAGGCUUUGUCCUGAUGGUAACGACACGGGCACGUGCGUAACAGACGAGGGCAAUGUUGCCGACAGUUCCAGGAACUGCAGCUGGACCCGAGUGUCGGAGCUCUGCACAGUGGUGGAGACGGUUGCCGAAGGAGGCAGUGACUCAGGUGAGGGGGGCAAAGCGCGGCCGCAGCUGUCCCCGGCCAGGUUUAACUUGUCGAGCUUCAUCGGCGGCGUGCUCCUGGUGGUGUGCCUGCAGGCUGUCGGCGUGCUCGCCAUGCGCUUCCUUAAGUCUAAUGAGCAGAGCACCUACGACCCCAUAGAGCAGCCUCAGUGACGUGAACGGCAAAGAUGGACGACGAAAGGAGGAAUGACUCAUGGGACUGUGACGAUAAGACGUUCCGCUUUCACGAUUGGUCGCCACAACCUCCUACUCUGCCCCUUCUAGAAACACCCUCCCCCCAAAAAACACUCUUAUGUGUGUAUUUUUGUGUUGAAUGUGUGUUCAAAGUGUAUUUUCAUGUACAUUCACUUGGCAUAGUCUCAUACGCGUGCUCGCAUGCUAAUGCUACAUACUGGAUUGUUUCUUGUUCUUGUGCCGCCACUGGAAUAAAAUUUAGGGUCU